Solenopsis invicta (red fire ant) is the source of this 5355-nucleotide messenger RNA. It is a transcript of the gene stai, whose product is annotated as stress response protein NST1. The record is from RefSeq and is a predicted model, not a curated record. Gene Ontology annotation, molecular function: tubulin binding. Gene Ontology annotation, cellular component: cytoplasm; neuron projection. The transcript is spliced from 7 exons. Lineage: Eukaryota; Metazoa; Arthropoda; Insecta; Hymenoptera; Formicidae. Bases 256 to 1314 code for a protein of 352 amino acids. Gene Ontology annotation, biological process: regulation of microtubule polymerization or depolymerization; microtubule depolymerization; neuron projection development.
GAGCGACGCCGGGCGUCGCGGCGCAGCGUGCGGGCCAGUCGCCCUCCAGCCACCGCCCCAGUUACGACCUGAGCGACGUUUCCGGCGUGCCUAAUUCUUUUGGUCCUUCUCGUCCUUUUCUUCUCAUCCUUCUAGCCAUCCGCGUCUCAGUCUCGCGUCUCGCGCGCCCGAUCCCAUCGUCGAGAUCACCUGUCCCCAAGAUCCGCGAGACCCUCCACGCGAAACAACCCCCCACGUACGAAACGAAACGACAAUAUGCUGAUCGGUCUCGUGCGCGACUCGGUGCUCCAGUGCUUCUGUCAUAGCUGCAAGGCCCCGCUGGGUAUCGUAGCGGGACAGAGGAGAAAUAAUGCGCCGUUUAAGAAGCCGAGCGGCAAGGGCAAGCCGCGAACCAAGCAGCCGAAAAAGGUGAAGUUUAUCACGACCGAGAUUCGAUGCCAGGAGAAGUCCAAGGGUGGGUUGUGCUACGAGGUGAUCCUAGCGGAGCCAACGGUGCCUAAGAGAGCGCCUUCGCCGCCGCAGCAGAGUCCGACGCAGCAGACCGCGAUUGAGGACAAGCUCAAGGCCGCUGAGGAGCGAAGACUGUCCAUCGAGGCAAACAAGCUCGCCGCCCUCACAGCUAAGCUCAGCAAGAUCGAGGAGGCGUCCCGCAAGAAGGACGAACUCAGCGCGGCCUUCAUCACCGCUACCCGCGAGUCCUUGGAUGCGAAAAUGAACAACACGGAGGAGAAGCGAGAGGCCCAUAUCGCUGAGCUGAAGAAUAAGCUGAAGGAACAUUUGGAAAGUGUUGAGAAAACUCGCCUGAGUCUCGAGCAACAAACCGAAGAAGUUCGAUGUGCCGUCGAGGAGAAAUUAAAGACUGCUGCGGCUCAGCGUGACGAGAACAUCAAGAGGAUGCUGGAUCGUCUCAAGGAGCAUGAAGAACAAGUCGCUCGCGUACGUCAAGGUAUGUCGGAGCGCGUGCAGCAGUUGGAAUCCCAAAUCCAGGGCAAGUUGGAGCAAGCACGUGAACGUCGUGAGACCAUCGAGCGCGAGCAGAAGGAGAAGCUGCGCAAUCAUAACACGGUGAAGAUAGCGAAAAUGCGUCAGAUGGCGGCGCGAGAGCUCCUGAUGAAAAAGUGCGAGUUCGACAAGAAGGUGUCGACCGCGGAGAUGAAUCGGCAGCGAGAGAUCCAGCGUCGCGUGCAGGCGAUCCGCCGCCACCAUGAGAGGCGCGCCGAGAUCGUGAGACAGAAUAAGAAGGAACGCUACCUUCAGCCGGAAGCGCCACAUUCGAUCCUGCCGGUGGAGAACGAGACUGCCAGUUCCGGCUAAGUGCCCGGUUCUUUUCAAGGCCGCUCGAACGCCCCGCAAAGCUCCGUUUCGCUUUGUGCCAUUAUUUUCUGACUCGAAGUAAAACAGAAGGUUGAUCACCACGCAUCAGACAUGUCUGCAUUUCGAGCGAGAGAGGUAGGGGGAGCCGAAUCGUUUCUACUUGCGGUUCUUGUCGUAUGGACAAUACUGCCUUUAUCAUGUUUCCACUUCGGCAACGUUCCGCAAUGAAAGGACGCACGGUCUCCUAAAUUUCGGAAAGAAAGAACAAGUUAACGAUUCUAAGGAGGUUGCUGCGAAAGUUUGACUUCGACAGAGCUUUGCAAAGAGUAUUAGACGCUAAGGUAAGGGGCACAAGGACCUAACGAUAAAGUUCUAUAAUCCGAAAAAGCUUAAGAAUUAACAGAAAUAUUACAAGAUUGAGAUAUUUAAAGAUUUAGAAGAGUUCGACAUUUUCAAAAUCCUAGAACUUUCUUCUAUUUUUUUAUUCAUCAAAAAAACGUAGUAAAUUAGAAUCUACUGCGAUAUCGAUAUAUUCCAAGACUAAAAUAUCGAGAAUCCUUAGAAAUUAGAAAACUUUUUUUACAAGAAUAUUAUAAGAGUGUACACAAGAUCCAAAGAACUUUCGCAGCAACCUGAAGAAAUAUUCCAAAGAAAUGCAUUUUUUUAUAUAAAAGAUAAUUAAAAUUAAUUAAUAGAUUUUUAAAGCACAUUUGAAGGGAUUUAAUUUGGAUAAUGUUUAUUAAUAUUACAAAGUACAAUGUGCUAAAAAUUCUUUAUUUUCCAUUUUGAUUAGUCCAUGAAAAUCUGGAAGAAAAAGGAACAAAAAAGCAUUCAAAAAGACGCUUUUUUCAAUCUCGUUUUUUAUGUAUUGAACAAUCAAAUUUAAAAAAAAAUUUUUUUUUAAUUAUGUGUGUAUUGGUGUCUCCAUUCUUGUUCUCAAUGGAAAAAAUAUGAAGUAUGGGAAAAUUUCUACGAUGUCUAACGAUCGAUAAUCGUGAUUACCCGCUGGUCGUUCUGAAUCGCAAUACAAUACAUCGUUUCCCAAGGGAAGGAAGAAUAUUUGAUUUGAUAGAGAUUAUUACAUAAAUCACUAUCGCUACAACUUAGGUACUAAGUGAUGCGACUGCAGCUUUGUGUGCGUGUGCACACACAAAAGAGAAUAUGUGUGUGCGCGCGCGAUGUGCUGACAUGUUAAGCACACUCAUGAUUAUAUAAAUAUUAUAUACAUAUAAUUGAUAUAUUAAUUAUAAUAAUAACAAUAAUGAUAAUAGUGCUUUAUACUAGGCUUGAAAUAUUUGAGAAAAACGUUUUGUACUCAUUGUAAUAUUAUGCGCUAACCAAAAUGAGAAUAACACACUGAGAAAUGUAGUCUAACGAAAUAUGAUAAUGUGACGCUUCUGUGAUGACUUUAAUUAUUUGUCAAAAUGUGUAACAUUUAAGUGCGGGCGAGAGAGAACGACAGAGAAAGGGUGAAUGAGAGAGAGAGAAAGAGUGUGCGAAAAAAUAUAAGAGAAAGAGAAAAAAGAAUGAAAGACAUUUUGUUUUUUCAAGUUAGCACGGUUGUCGUGACCAGGGGAAGUUCGUUUGCAUUGAGAAUUUGAAACAUACGGCGUAUAAUGAAAUGUCUUGUUAGGACCUUAAUCCUGACCCACGAAGUAUAGCGUCUGUUACAAUCGCUGGUUUAUAUGCUUGCAGAGAAGAAAAAUAAAACUAAAUGAAAAAAGGUAAAGAAGAGAAACGUUGCGAUAUUUUCUGAUGCGAUGACAUGAUUUUCUGAAGCGAGCUUUGAAGCUCAAAUAAUUCCAGACUGUUUUGAGAUUUAAGUAAUCUUCGGAACGUUUUAAGAUAAAUAGAAAUAGAGUGUAAUUAAAUAUUUGACGUAUAAAUAACUCUGCUUGUACAAGAAACUAGGGUUUAAUGGAAGCAUUGAGAAAAAAAAAAAUAAAAACGCAAGCUUUAGAAGCCUAGAAGUCGACGCGAGACUGAGAACGCGGAGACCUUCUAAAUAUCUAAAGUACUCUUUGAAUAUAAAAACAUUAAAAAUAAAGAUAAAAAUGAGGAGCUUGGAGAACUUGAGCCUUGGUCACAGUGCCGCUGCAGCUCCAAGGGCUGGAACAUGACAAUUCGCAACUAUAAUCAUGAUAUUCACAUCAGCUUGCAUCUCAUAAUCCAAAUCAGCGGUUCCCAAGUUUAGGCAGCUUAUUUUCUAAGAUCUCGUAAAGGUCCUCAAGUUAUCUAUCUUCAGAAUCUUCAAAAGUCGAAGAUUCUUGGGUCCAAGAUUCUACGAGGAAUAAUCGAUUACCGCAUCAUCGUGACAGAUAAUUAAAUUGACUUACCAUUUUUUUUAUUACGCUUAUUACAUUACGUAUGUUGUCACUUUAUUUAGUCUUUGUAAUAAUUCACGUAUGAAUAGUAGAUCGUAUCUUUUAUUCCGAUUUCUUAUUAUAUUCUUGGGAACAUCUGGCCUUAUGCUUUAGCCCUGAAGUCUGCACGAAUUCCCAGAUGUUUCAACAAUUAAAAUGAAAACUUGAGGAACAGCACUUUUUGAAAUAAUUCCUAUAUAAAUGUAUUUCUUAAAUUUUAAUAUAACCUUCUUGCUAAUUCGAUGAAUCGAUUUACACUACUCCCCCUUUUCUUUUCAGUAAAUUCGACAUAUUAUACAUAUAAUAUAUAGUUUAAAGCACUGCCUGUAGUCUUCGCCUAAAUAUUUUGCACUUUACUUCACAACUGAACUGAAAUUAAUCGACUCCGAUAUUCGAAGAUAUUUAUCGACUGCACAAUUACGGUUACGCUUAAAAAUAAUUGAUUUAGUUAACGACUCGAGUAAGUGGGCUAAACGCGCGUUUUUUUCCAAGACGUAAGGAAGCCUCACCGAUCGCCUAAUUGCACAAAUACUAAUUAAGCGUGGAAGUGACGAGUGGAAGGGAGGGAGAGAAAGAUAGAGAGAGAAAGAGAGAAGACGGUGAAAGGGUGAGCGACGAGAAAUUUCCGGCGUACUUUCAGGAGAAUCGAAGAGAAAUUUAUCUUGCCGUGUCGCGACGAAUGGUGGGUAACGUCUAUUUUUGCAUCUUGUUGUAAUCCUUUGGAAAUUGUAUCCUCAUGUAAUGAUUAUAGCCGCUGCGCGACGUAUAUUUCCCCUCUCGACUUGCGUUACGUUAUAUACCGGAUAGCCCGCGGAAAGCGAGUAAUUGUGUGUCAGGAAUUUAUUCCCGAUUGAAUUUCCUGUGUUAAGCGGUCCUUAGACGAUCAAUAAUAUUUUACAAUAUUGUACAAUAUUCUUCUAAACAGUUCACAACAAGCUCAAUAUAGCCCCCAAAUAAUCAAUAAUAUUGUGCAAUAUUCCAAUAUUGUGCAACAAUAUUGAACGCCUGAGGGCCGCUUUGGGAAAACUUUGUAUCUUUCUUAAGGACACCCUAUAUAAACAUGUGCAAAUCGCGCGAUGACGCGUACAGUGUGGGCCAACAGUCGUCAUCCAUCAAAAAUGGAUUAAAGCUUCAAGCUUUUUUUGUUAUAGAAAAAGUAAAUAUAAAUUACGAAAAUUAUCUGAGUUGUGAACCUUCUCUUAAUACCAGUUAUCAGUGCGAGUUUAUUACACGUACAAAUAAAUUUUAGUUGCGCCAUCGUCUUAUUUUACUAGCGAUUAUACUUACGCUAUAUAAGUUACAAUAAAAGUGUAUUUUUCUGUAUAUCGCAAAUUAUUCUUUCUCUCUUUUUUUUAAUGACUUUUGGACCACACAUUUGAUAUAUCGCGUGUGUUUCGCUUUGAUAUGUCUCGUGAUGAGACAAAAAUCCAGAUAUAUAAAUAUAUAAAUGAACAUAUUUAAUUAUAUAUAUAAAUAUAUAUAUUUAUAUAUAAUUAUAUAUAUAAAUGCAGCGCGCGGGUAUAAGAUUAUCGCGCCGCGAUAUAUUAAUCGCGUUUUGCAUUGGCUGCCUUCGAUAUAUAAUCCUUUCGGGUUCUGUUCAAGAUGGUGUGGGUGUGUGUGUGUAUGUGUGUCAAACGAGAACCAGAUUGUGUGAAGUAAAAGGCCAUAUCUACACGCA